AUGUAUAUAAAACAGGUUAUCAUUCAAGGCUUCCGAAGCUACAGGGACCAGACAGUGGUUGAGCCAUUUAGUUCAAAGCAUAAUGUUAUUGUUGGAAGAAAUGGAUCAGGCAAAAGUAAUUUCUUUUAUGCUAUCCAGUUUGUUCUGUCUGAUGAGUUCAAUCACAUGCGCCCAGAACAACGACAGGCACUCCUGCAUGAAGGCACAGGGCCACGAGUUAUCAGCGCCUUUGUGGAGAUCAUCUUCGACAACUCUGACAACAGAGUGCCGAUUGAGAAAGAUGAGGUUGUGUUAAGAAGGGUCAUUGGCUCCAAAAAAGAUCAGUAUUUUUUAGACAAGAAAAUGGUCACAAAAUCAGAUGUCAUGAAUUUGCUGGAAAGUGCUGGCUUUUCCAGAAGUAAUCCAUACUACAUAGUUAAGCAAGGAAAGAUCAAUCAAAUGGCUACAGCCCCAGAUUCUCAACGUUUGAAACUCCUUAGAGAGGUGGCUGGUACCAAAGUUUACGAUGAACGCAAGGAAGAGAGUAAUGCUAUUUUAACAGAAACAGAGGGCAAACGUGAAAAGAUCAACGACCUUCUGAAGUAUAUUGAGGAGCGACUGAGCACUUUAGAAGGAGAAAAAGAAGAGCUGAAAGAGUAUCAGAAGUGGGACAAAAUGAGACGAUCAUUAGAGUACACAAUCCAUGAUAACGAACUGAAAGACACUCGCAAAAAGCUGGAUGAACUUCAGUCCAAAAGAGACAACAGCAUUUUAAGCAAAGAUACAAUAAAUAAAGACCUCAAAGAGCUCAAAGCCAGAAUGCAGGUGGCUCUAGAAGAGAAGGAUAGCCUGUCUGCUGAAUACCAAGAUCUGACCAAGAAGAAUUCCAAGCUUGAGUUGAGCAUCCGAGAUAUUGUUGAAGACCAGCGAGGCAGCCAGAACAGUAUGCAAAAGAUUGAAGCUGAGUUGAUUAAAGUAAAUGAGAAGAUUAUAAAGACACAAGCACAGUACGAUUCUAUAUGUCUGGAAUAUCAAAACAAGCUUGACAAUGAAGAAAUGUGUUCUGCAAGACUUGCUGAGGCUGAUCAGAGAAGGAAGGAACUUUAUGCAAAACAAGGCAGAGGAAGUCAUUUUCAAUCUCGAGAUGAUAGAGACACGUGGAUCAAGAAAGAACUGAAGUCUCUUAACAAAGCAAUAAGAGAUAAAGAAGACCAGAUACGAAGAUUGCAGGAUGUACAACAGCAAGGUCAAGGGCAGACAACCAAUCUGCAAAAAGAGAUAGCUGAUCUGGAAAAAGAUCUGGAGAACAGAAAGGAAGUUAUUGAAGAAAACAACCGUAAGUUUGCAGAAAUGAAGGCAGACAAGGAUCUUCAACAAAACAAAAGAAACACUUUAUGGCGACAAGAGAAUACAUUACAACAACAGCUGACCACAACAACUGAAGAACUGAAUAAAAGGAUGCAAGCUCUGCGGUCCCUGACCGGGAAGGGAAUGUUGAAUGGAACUGACAGUAUACAGAAAGUCCUACAGUCCUUCCGUGAACAGGACAAAUACCCAGAAGUCAUUAAUGGAUAUUAUGGUCUCCUUAUUGAAGCCUUUGAGUGUGACAAAGUUUACUACACUUGUGUUGAAGUUACAGCUGGGUCUCGACUGUUUCACCACAUUGUAGACACAGAUCGCACAGGCACAAUAUUGCUGAAGGAAAUGAACAGAAUGCAUUUACCAGGAGAGGUUACAUUCAUGCCACUGAACCGGCUUGACAGCAGAGACACGUCAUAUCCAGCCACACAAGAAGCUGUGGCCAUGAUUAAGAAGCUCACAUACGAGCAGAGAUUUGAUCCUGCCAUGAAACAUGUAUUUGGGAAAACACUGAUUGCCAGGAGCAUGGAAGUGGCAACCCAGUUUGCUCGUACACAGAACCUUGAUUGCAUCACUUUAGAAGGUGACCAGGUCAGCCGGAGAGGAGCUCUUACUGGUGGCUAUUACGACACCCGGUGGUCCAGGCUGGAUCUGCAGAAGGGGAAAAUGGAACUGGCAGCUGCUAAACUGCAACAGGAAACUGAGUAUCAAAGCCAUAGGGUGGAGCUAGAGAAAAUGGAACAGUACAUUACCAAUCUGCUGUCAGAGAUGCAGAAAUUAGAGACUAGAAAUAGCAAAAACAAAGAUGCGUUUGAGAAAGUUCAAACAGAUCUAAGGAUGAAGAAAGAAGAAUUAUCCACGCUGCAAACCACACAGCCAUCUAGGGUAAAAAGUGUUGCAAGUUUAGAGUCCAGUUUACAGGCUAUGAAAGGGCAGGCAGAUGCGCUGAAAGAAGAGCUCGGCACAGAACUUCAGUCUCAACUCACCGUGGAGGACCAGCGGCAGGUUGAUGUGCUCAAUGAUCAGAUAAAUAAACUCACCCAAGAAAACAGAGCUGCCUGGCAGGAAAGAAUAAAAUUGGAAGCGGAGAAGAACAAGCUAGAGAAUAUUCUAAACAACAACCUAACAAAGAAGCGAGAAAGACUACAGCAGGAACUGAGAGAAGUUAGUCUGGAGGAGCAGGACAAAAGACUCACCAAUUAUAGGACUGAAAAGAUCGAGGUAGAGAAACGUAUGGCUGAGCUUGAAACAAGCAUGGCAGAAAUAGAUACAAGCAUUGAAAAACUCAACAAAGAACAGAAGCAGCUCCAAACCCAACUAGAAUUGUGGAGGGGAAAAGAGAAAGAUAUACAGGAUAAGAUAGGUGAUGAUUCUAAAGAGCUGGAUAAAAUCUCACAAAAGCAAAGUUUACUCAUUAAAAAGAAAGACGAAUGCAUGCAGAAAAUCAGAGAACUUGGUUCCUUGCCUUCAGAUGCUUUUGAGAAAUACCAGAAUUUGUCAUUAAAACAGCUGUUCAAGAAGUUGGAAAGUUGCAAUCAGCAGCUGAAGAAAUACAACCAUGUCAAUAAGAAAGCCCUGGACCAGUUUGUCAGUUUUUCAGAACAGAAGGAAAAGUUGAUGAAAAGAAAAGAGGAACUGGACAGUGCACAACAGUCGAUCAUAGAUCUGAUGAAUGCUUUAGACCACAGAAAGUACGAGGCUAUACAACUGACAUUCAAGCAGGUGUCUCGGUAUUUUAGUGAAAUCUUCAAAAAGUUAGUACCUCAAGGUCAUGGGGUGCUUGUGAUGAAGAAAGGAGAGAUAGAAGGAGAUGGUGCAGAAGCAGAUGUCCCACUAGUUGAGCAGUUCACAGGUGUGGGAAUCAAGGUUUCCUUUGUUGGCAACAAGGCAGAGAUGCGAGACAUGCAGCAACUUUCUGGCGGCCAGAAGUCUCUGGUAGCACUCACCUUGAUCUUUGCCAUUCAGAAAUGUGACCCAGCCCCCUUCUACCUCUUUGAUGAAAUUGACCAAGCUCUUGACUCCACACACAGAAAGGCUGUUGCAGAUAUGAUCCACGAGCUGGCCCAGGAAGCUCAGUUUAUCACCACUACCUUUAGACCAGAGUUGCUUCAGCAUGCGGACAAGUUUUAUGGUGUCAAGUUCAGAAACAAGGUGAGCCACGUGGAGUGUGUUACCAGAGAGGAAGCUGAGGAUUUUGUUGAAGACGAUGCAACCCAUGGAUAA
Candidula unifasciata is the source of this 3561-nucleotide messenger RNA. The record is from the annotation of a GenBank genome assembly. Lineage: Eukaryota; Metazoa; Mollusca; Gastropoda; Stylommatophora; Geomitridae.